GGCCAAUGAUAAGAAACAUGUCAUUAUCUCCAUACCAAGCAUCAUUGGCCAUGUGAUCUGCUGCACCCUCUUAAUCUUAUAAAAUAUCCAGUGGCCCGAGGGAGGUGAUACAGACUUUGUCUCUCCAGCGCAUCUCAAAGGGUCUCUCUUCUUCAGUACUGACAAAGCCAGCCGGGCUCCAAGGACAAGUACGUGCCACAUACCGUACAUACAAAAGACUCCAAAAUGUGGCCCAUAAUGAUGACAACUUGGGUUACGCUGUUUAUCCUGGUCAUGCAAUUUUUCACAGGAAGCGCAGUUUCUCCAGUAGAUGUUCCAGCAAAUGGUCAAGUGAGGGCAGUUAACUCUUCCAGUAACUGCUCUGGCAGAGUGGAGGUCUUCCUGAGUGGCCAGUGGGGGACAAUUUGCGACAAUGGCUGGGGACUGAAUGAUGCCCGGGUGGUCUGCCGACAGCUGGGCUGUGGCGACGCUCAGUCAGCAAAAAAACGGGCAUAUUUUGGCGAGGGAACUGGACCAAUUUUGGUAGAUAACCUUCAGUGUACAGGACAAGAGUCAUCGAUAACAGAUUGUACAUAUCAGUCAUUACCAUCCCAAACUUGUGGACAUGACGACGACGCUGGUAUUAUUUGUGAAGAUCCUGUCACCACAACUACUUCUACACCCACAACUACUUCUACAACCACAACUACUUCUACACCCACAACUACUUCUACAACCACAACUACUUCUACAACCACAACUACUUCUACAACCACAACUAUUGUAACGACCCCAACUUAUCCAGUGAGACUAGUCGGCUCUACCAAUAACUGUUCUGGCAGAGUGGAGGUCUUCAAGGAUGGUCAGUGGGGGACAAUUUGUGACAAUGGGUGGGGACUGAAUGAUGCCCACGUGGUCUGUAGAGAGGUGGGCUGCGGAAAUGCCCGGUCAGCCAAAAAAAGGGCAUAUUUUGGCGAGGGAAGUGGACCAAUUUGGGUGGAUAACCUUCAAUGUACAGGACUAGAAUCAUCGAUAACAGACUGUACAUAUCAGCCAUUACCGUCUCCAGCGUGUGGACAUGAAAGGGAUGCUGGUGUUGUUUGUGAAGACACCGAUGCCACACCUGCUCCAACACAACCACCAAUUUAUCCAGUGAGACUUAUUCACCCGCACAACCGUUGCUCUGGUAGAGUGGAGAUCUUCCGAGACGGCCAGUGGGGGACAGUGUGUGAUGACAGCUGGGGGCUGGCUCACGCUCACGUCGUUUGCCAACAGAUGGGCUGUGGCAGGGCUGUGGCAGCACCAACAAGUGCACAUUUUGGAGAGGGAAGUGGACCGAUCUGGUUGGACGAAGUUCAGUGUGAUGGAGAUGAGUCAGCAAUAACAGAAUGUGAUCAUGACGGCUUUGGUUCUCACAACUGUGACCAUGGACAGGAUGUUGGUGUCAUCUGUGAAGAUGAGCACUCUCCACUCGAUACCGCUGAGCUUGUUUGCUCUAGUGAUCAGGUCAAAGUUGGUUUGCACUUGAGCGAGCUGCUGUCAUCUGGUUUGAAUGCAUUCUCUGGUCACCUGGCGGCUCCUGACUGUUCCACUUACAGUAUAGAUCGUGGCACUUUGUGGUACCAAGUGCCACGCCAAGCUAGCGUCUGUGGAACAUCAAUGACGACCAACGAUACCCAUGCCAUUUACUCCAACUGUUUGUUCCUCUACCCUGAAACUGACAAUUCCUGGGCUCUACCAAGGAUCAUUCCAUUCUCUUGUGCCUAUCCUUUGGAAACCCACGUCGGUCUGAGAGUUUUAAUCCCACAACCAUUCCAUGGCGGUAACCUCAUGGGGUCAGGUACCAGACCCACAGCCACCAUGAAGCUUUUCCAUGACUCUGGCUGUGCAAAUGACUACCCAGUGGGUCGGCUUGUCCUUUCAGUGGGCUCUGUCCUGCAUGUAGGAGUGUUUGUGGAUGAGACAGAUCCGAGCUUCGUAGUUGUUCUGGAUGACUGCUAUACCACUCACUCCCCAAACCCCAAUGACCCUGUGCGAUACCUGCUCAUUCUUAACGGGUGUCCAACUGAGCAUAGACGGGUCUCAGUGAUUGAGAACGGUCAGUCCCUCCGUGCUCGCUUCUCCACCACGCUCUACCCUCUUCAGGGUGACACCUCAUGCAUCUUCAUUCACUGCAAAGUAAAGCUGUGUGACAAGAGGAAUGACCAAUGUGCUCCAUAUUGCGGGAGGAGGGCAUAUCGCUCUGUUUCCAACGGAGCUGAGCUUGAUCCCCUCACUGUUGGACCAAUUGCUUGGGAGUGACGUGUCAAUGGAGUGAGGUGGUCAACACUGCAAAAUGAUACAUGCACAUUUUUAUUUUUUUCUUUCAAAAAUCAGUAAUAUAAUGAUUAAAAUCGUAAAAGUUUAAAUCAAACACACAGACACUUUUAUUCUUGUCACUCAAGUAAAGUACAAGAACCUCAAACUUGUACUUACGUAGAGUAUUUGAAUAAGUGUACUUAAUUACUUCCAUCACUGUUCCUAAGCAGCAGCACAUAUUCACGCCUUAACUGUUUCUGUAUUUUUCUGUUAAAACACAUGUAUGCACGUAUGUACACACAGGAUCAAGAUAUACAUUAAGAAAAAUCUGUAUGUGAUUAUGGUACUUCUAAAUGAAGCAAUGGGGAAACAAAUCUAUGUUACAUUCUAUCACUGAAGUUAACAAAAAAAAGGUCAUUAUUACAUGUUACCGGUUUACCUUCUCUGUCCAUCCAAAAUUCUUUCUUUGUCACAAAAUAAAUAUUAAUAUACUAUUAUG
Messenger RNA from Scatophagus argus, 2776 nucleotides. Its product is annotated as scavenger receptor cysteine-rich domain-containing group B protein-like. Bases 226 to 2280 code for a protein of 684 amino acids. NCBI's taxonomy places the organism in Eukaryota, Metazoa, Chordata, Actinopteri, Scatophagidae. The transcript is spliced from 11 exons. The record is from RefSeq and is a predicted model, not a curated record. Gene Ontology annotation, cellular component: membrane.